Plasmodium gaboni is the source of this 2709-nucleotide messenger RNA. RefSeq names its product putative polyubiquitin binding protein. Gene Ontology annotation, molecular function: ubiquitin binding. Gene Ontology annotation, cellular component: nucleus; cytoplasm. Gene Ontology annotation, biological process: ubiquitin recycling; proteasome-mediated ubiquitin-dependent protein catabolic process. NCBI's taxonomy places the organism in Eukaryota, Apicomplexa, Aconoidasida, Haemosporida, Plasmodiidae. The transcript is spliced from 2 exons. Bases 1 to 2709 code for a protein of 902 amino acids. The record is from RefSeq and is a predicted model, not a curated record.
AUGGCAGAUAAAGAAUACGAAUUAAGGGGUUUGCUUGUUGGCCAUAAGAAAGGCAUAAGAUGCAUAUCCAUCAUAUACACAAACUUGUUUGAUGAAUUGAAAGAUACUAAUUUAAUCUUUGAAUAUAUCAUAAGUGCUGAUUGUAGCGGUACUAUAUAUGUGUGGAAAAAAUUUGAGAACAUAAAAGGAAUUGAAGGAGUAAAUGAAAUAUUGAAUGAAGAAAAAGAUGAAUGUAAUGAGUUGUUAUAUAAUGAUAAUUUUAAAUUAUAUAAAAAAAUUGAAAUACAUGAAAAAAUUGUUUACUCCUUAUGUUAUAGUAAAUAUAUAGGUAUUAAAGAAUUACAAAAAAUAGCUGAUAGAAAGGAAGAAGAAAAAUAUAACAAGAUUGAAGAUCAUUUACAUAUAUAUAGUGGAGGCAAUGAUAAGAAUAUUUAUCUUUCUACAUUAAAUGGAUUUAUUGUAUUAGUUUUACAAGGUCAUAAAAAUAGUGUUUGUAGUAUUGUUGAAAAAAGUAAAGAUAUUCUUAUAAGUGGUGAUUGGAAUGGUCAAGUCUUUAUAUGGAAAGUAGAAAUGAAUAUAUCAAAUAAUAAUUGUUCAUUUCAUAAUGAUGAAAAUAAAAAUGAUAGUAAUAAAGAUAUUGAUAAUAAUAAUUUUAUACUUAAUGGUGAACAUAAAAAAGAUGAUAUUAUAAAAAAAAAAAAUAAAACAGAGAACUCAUUACAUUCAAAUAAAUAUACAUAUAGUAUUUUAAAAAUUAUAGAUAAUCAUAAACAUGCUGUAUAUAUAAAUUAUAUUAAUGAUUUUAUACUUACAUUGUCACAGGAUAAUAUUUUGAAAAUGUGGGAUAUCAAAGGGAAUAAAAUAAAUGAAAUUAAAGAUAUACAUAAAGAUAGUGUUCGUGAUAUCAUAUUAUUUAAUAAUAAUAAAAAUGUUAUUACAUUUUCAAAUGAUGAAAAUAUUCAUAUAUAUGAUAUGAAUUUUGUAUUAUUAAAACAAUAUAAAGGACAUAGUGGUUUCAUAUUUUAUGUAUGUGUUAAUGAAUAUGAAAAAAUUAUGAUCAGUUGUGGAGAUGAUAAAACUAUCAAAUUCUGGUGUAUUCAAGAUAUAUAUGAAUAUAUGGAUAGGUCAAUUAAUAACAAUCAAUCCUUAGAUGAUACAUUGUCAUUAUUAAAAAAUAAUACUAACCAUAAUUAUAAUUGUAUACAAACUAUAUAUCUAACAGAUACUCUGUGGAAUGUGAAACUAUUAAGUAACCUAGAUGUUGUAUCAGCAUCUAAUGAUAGUUAUAUUAGAAUUUAUACAAAUAAAAAGAACAAACAGUUAUCUCCAAAUAUUAUACAAAUGAUUGAAAAUAAAUAUGCCAAAAAAGAAGAAAUAUUAAAUGAUAAAAAUGAAAACCAAUAUGUAAAUGAUAUAAGUAAUAUAAAAAAUGUUGUAGGAAAAGAAGGAGAUAUUAAAAUAUUUAAAAAUGAAAAUAAAUAUGAAGCUUAUAAAUAUGAAAAUAAUCAGUGGGUUUUAAUAGGUGAUGUUAUAAACGAUGUAAAUACAAAUAAAAAAUUUUAUAUAGGAGAUGAUUUAUUUGAACAAGGUUAUUAUGAUGAAUUAUUUUCUAUAGAUGUAGGAUUUGAUCAAAUAAAAAUUUUGCCUUAUAAUAAAAAUGAUAAUAUACAUUUAAUAGCUGAAAAGUUUUGUAAACGAGAACACAUCUCAAUAAGUCAUAUAAAAUCUAUAGUAGAUUUUAUUAAUCAAAAUUUAAAUCAAAAUAAUAAUACUUCAUUACAAAAUAAUAAAAAUAAUUAUGAUCAUUAUGAUAAUUAUGAUAAUUUAAUUAAAAAAAAAAAAAAUUUCAACACUAUACUAAAUGUUAUAACAAUACAACAAGCUGCAUUAGAUAAAAUAUUAGACAAAAUAAAAGAAUUUAAUUUAAUUUUAUCUCAACAAAAUAAUACAUAUAAAUUAAAUAAUGAUGAAAUAAAUUCUAUAUCCAAUAUAAUAAAAACAUAUAAAACAAAUAUUAAAACAUCAUAUCUUUUUAAUACUACUGAUAUUAAUGUAACAACAAAACUUUUCAAUUGGUCAUCAGAUUAUAUAUUCCCUAUAAUUGAUUUAUUCAGAAUUUUAGUAUUAAACAAAAAUUGUGAUUUCUUAUAUAAUAAUAAAUAUUCAAUAAAUGCUUUCAAAUUGGUUUAUGAUUGUAUUUCAUAUUAUAUAAAUAAUUACAAUAAUCAAAAUAAUACAAAUAAAUUAGAUUCUUUAUUAUUAUGUUCCUUACGAUUUUAUCUUAAUAUGUUCUAUCUAUCAACACCCAGAUAUUUUAUGUUUAAAAAAUAUAAUUUUGUCUUAAAACAAAUAAGUCAAAUACAAUCAAAAAAUAAUAAUAUUAUUUUAUUAUUAUUCAGAAUAUUUUUUAAUUAUAUAAUUACAUUAAAUGAACAUAAUGAUAAAGAACUUAGAAAAAUUCUAUUCGAACAAAUUCAUAACUUUUCAAAGAUAAUUCAGGAUCCUGACACUUUAUAUACAUACUCUUUAUGUUUUCAUACUUCUUCUGAAAUAUAUAAUAAGCAAACACAUGAAUUUAUUAAUAAAUAUAGUGUAAUCGAUUUUAUUCAAAAUAAAUAUGAUGAACUCAAGAAGCAACAAAAUGAAAGCAACGAAAAAACAUUUAAAAAUAUUUCCCUCAUAUUGGAAGAUUUGAAAAAUAUAUUAUAA